Molecule: messenger RNA, 1265 nt
Organism: Lepus europaeus (European hare)
Lineage: Eukaryota; Metazoa; Chordata; Mammalia; Lagomorpha; Leporidae
Gene: PRRG2
Product: proline rich and Gla domain 2
Exons: 7
Coding region: 192-794 (200 amino acids)
Cellular component (GO): extracellular region
Molecular function (GO): calcium ion binding
Source: RefSeq, a predicted model, not a curated record
UGCCUGAAACCGGGAUCGGGCCCGGAGCCGGGACUGGAGCACCCCUCCUCCCUCUCCCCUCCCCUCCCCUCUCUUCUCCCCCUUCCCAGCUGGCCGAGGCGGCCCUGGACGGGUCCUCACAGGUCUGGGCCGGGGACCCCGGGGACACCUUGCUUCGCUCACCAGGGGCUGGUUCCAGGUGUCCACAGACAAUGACAGGCCACCCCUCUCUGCUGCUGCUGUAUAUGGGGCUGACCUCCUGCCUGGAUCCUUCAUCCAGCGAGGAGCAAGACCAAGAAGUCUUCCUGGACUCCCCAGAGGCCCAGCGCUUCCUGGCCAGCCGCAGGCGGAUCCCCAGAGCCAACCACUGGGACCUGGAGCUGUUCACACCGGGGAACCUGGAACGAGAGUGUCACGAGGAGAGGUGUUCCUGGGAAGAGGCCAGGGAGUACUUUGAGGACAACACUCUGACGGAGCGCUUCUGGGAGAGCUACAUCUACAAUGGCAAAGGAGGGCGUGGACGGAUAGACGUGGCUGGCCUGGCAGUGGGGCUGACCUGUGGCCUCCUGCUCAUCGUCCUGGCCGGCCUGGGAGCAUUCUGGUAUCUGCACUACCGACGCGGCCGAAGCCAGCAGUCCUGUCCCCAAGAAACCGGGCUCAUCAGCCCUCUCAACCCUCUGAGCCCCCUGGAGCCGCCGACGCCCCCUCCUCCGCCCCCACCCCCAGGUCUCCCCACCUAUGAGCAAGCACUGGCCGCCUCCGGGGUGCACGACGCACCUCCGCCCCCUUACACCAGCCUUAGGAGGCCCCACUGAAGAACAGCUUCAGCCUGGACUUCCCGAGCUGUGCCCCCGAUUCACACCGGAUUCCGGAAGUCCCCCGGGCCCCUCGGACUGCGGAGCUGAGCUUGGUGGGCGGUGGGAGCAGGGGUCGUCCGGCCUGCGGCCCACCCUGCCACACGUGUCCCCGCGUCCCGGCCCGUGCGGGCCCCCACGCUCCCCUCACUCUGGGGGCGACCGCCAGCCCCGCCUGCGGGGUAGGCAUGCGCGCGUGGAGGCCCGGACUCGGGGCGCGGGCUGGCCCGUGCGGGCACGUAGGACCCGACCCUCGCCCGCCCAUGCCCUGGGGCACGCCCGCGCGUGUCUUCUGCGACCCCGAGAAAGGAUGGGGGGGGCACAUUUGCAAGCGUGCUCGGUGGGGACGCUGGCCCUACACCCGGGCGCUGGAGUGAGCUGCUCUCUUAAAUAAAAUCCUUUGGGAAAGAGACCCAAAAAAGCUGAAACAAU